Molecule: messenger RNA, 2535 nt
Organism: Microcebus murinus (gray mouse lemur)
Lineage: Eukaryota; Metazoa; Chordata; Mammalia; Primates; Cheirogaleidae
Source: RefSeq, a predicted model, not a curated record
UUUGGUUGACUUUGACAUUCCUUUUGAAAUGCUACAAGAUGACCUUAAUACUUCAGCUGGAUUGCAUUUCAUGGCCUCUAUAAAAAAGAAAGCUAUAGGAAGUCAGGAUGCGAGUACAAAUACAGACCCAGUACAAGAUAAGGAAGCUACUUCUCAAGAAGUUGUUUCUGAAAGUGGGAAAAAUCAACAAAUCAUUUCUUGCACAGCAGAACAUGAACCUUUGAAUGUUCCUCAGCUAUUGGAUCCAGAUGUAUAUCUAAAUCUCAAGCUUUCCACUGAAAUAUCAGAGAAAACUUUGUCACCUUCAACACCUCUUACAGUAACAAAUUUGGUUGGACAUACUUAUAUAAAUGUGAUUGACAUUGAAGCUGAUGAUCUACAGGAAUUACCUGGCAGAGAAGAGCCUUCAAAUGACAAUGUGAUCAAGCAGCAAAGUGAUCAUCCAGAGGUUCCAUUGUCUGCAGAGUUACAUUAUGUGGCAGCUUCAGUUACUAAUGCUUUUCCUCCACACAAUUUUAAGAGUCAAGAAUCUGUCAAUUCUGCUAUGGAUUUAUUUUCUAAACCUGCAAAAAAUCUGAUUCCAGCCUGUCUGGAUGGAAAAAGCUGGAGAGCUAGCAUUGCAGAUGUGAAGGAGCCUGGUGUCACCUCACCAACACCAUCAGACAUACAGCAGGACAAAGAUCUGCCAAAACCAGAGUUCCAAUUCAAAGAAGAGAGAGCAAGGUCAGACUCUGCAGAAGAUUACCCGUUGUGGAAACUGCUGCAGGAUGUCUCUGCCGCUUGCCCUGCACCAAGCCCUGCAGCUCGCCGACUAGAGCAUCUCACCUCUAAGCUUCAGAAAAUUGAUGAACAGCUGUCAGCAAUACAGGACAUUGCUGAAAAUAUAGAGCAGGAUUUCCCCAGGCCUGAAAUGCUACAUCUGCGUUGUGAUAAGUUUGGAGGAACAGAUCACAUUGAAUUGUCUUCUGGCCCAGAAUUUGAAAAACCAUUAGCUUCAAAAACCAUUAGCAUUUCUGAAGAAGUACAUUCUUUGACUCUUAUGGAUGAGGAAGAUCAAAGUGAGGAAACUUCAGAAGUUGAAUUUUCAGUAACAGAAAAUCAUUCUAGUCAGAAAACCUAUGUGUUUCGUACUGCCAGUUCAGCUGUCAGCCUUUCCAGUGACCAGAAUGCUACUACUCCUGGUAUGAAUAACAGUGAUGAAUUAUUUGAGAGUGUUUCAGAAGAUCCACUCCAGAUGACUGGAUUGACUGAUAUUGCAGACAUUAUUGAUGACCUUAUAACUAAAGAUGGAAUUUCCAGUGAAGAGCUUGGCUUAACAGAACAACAAGCUAGGAAUAUGUCCAGAAUUAAGCAUUCUUCUGGCAGACAUCCACAAAGAACUGAGAAGGAGAGAAGAGAGAUUCAAGUAUGGAUGAAAAGAAAACAAAAAGAAAGAACGGCAGAGUAUCUAAAGGAGCUGGCCGAAAAGAGAGAGCAAGAACAUAAUCCUUUCUGCCCUAGAAGCAAUCCAUUUUACAUGACUUCAAGGGAACUCAGACUGAGACAAAAGAGGAAGCAUGAAAAAGACAGAUUGCAGCUCUCUGAAAACUUUAGUCGUCGAAUCUCACAAGCAUAUGGUCUGAUGAAUGAGCUAUUGUCUGAAUCAGCACAACUACCAACAAUUGCACCGAAACCAUUGCCUAACAAACUCAGCACUACUCAACUGUCCAGAUGGCAACACUGCCCUUCUCCAAGAGGAGAGAAUCAACAUGGUCACAACUGUCCAUUAAAUCGACCUAGAAAAGUCAAAUAUAUAUCCAAACCAAGUUGUACCCAUAAGGGAAAACCUUUUGGGCAACCUCAAGGCUCACCUUCAUCACGUGGCUCUAAUGCUCCAUGUCGAAGUUGGCAGCAUACAAAAAAACAUGGAUGUGCUGGGCUUAUACCUCACACCAAGCCUGCGUGUACAGAGUACGAGAGAGAGGAGACUGUGGUGAGUCCCUGGAUAUUACCCUCAGAAAUUUGUACAAUCCUUCAUGACAGUCACAAUUCCCUUCUACAGGACUUGUCACAAACUGAAGAGGAAGAACCAGAACCUUCUUUUGUGGUGGGUGGCAUGGACAGCAUUUCUGAGAGCACUGGCAGCAUCCUUAGCAAGCUUGACUGGAAUGCCAUUGAAGACAUGGUGGCCAGUGUGUAGGACAAGAGCCUGUCUGUCCACUGUGCCCUGGACGUGUAAGACCUGAAUAUUAUUCUGUUUCCAAGUACAGGCCAGCACCUUAGUAAUGUGGUUCUGAAAUAUUUGUGGGUUUUAGAGAGAGAAGCAAUGAAGGAAGCAAUAGGAAUUUACCACCUGUAGCCAUAUUAUUACCUGGGUUCGCCAUUUUAAGAGGGAAAAUAAACAUUUCUCAAUAACUCUGUCUUCAUGGGGAAAGACUUAAUUAUAGAUGUAUUAUAUGUUUUUGCAUUUGAAUUAGUGUAAUUUAAAAAGUGGUAAUUACCUUUCAAGCCAAGUUUACAUAUUUAAAGUGCUUUCAAUAAAAACUUUGUAUUUCA